Molecule: messenger RNA, 1440 nt
Organism: Boleophthalmus pectinirostris (great blue-spotted mudskipper)
Lineage: Eukaryota; Metazoa; Chordata; Actinopteri; Gobiiformes; Gobiidae
Gene: otol1b
Product: otolin 1b
Exons: 4
Coding region: 1-1440 (479 amino acids)
Molecular function (GO): protein binding
Source: RefSeq, a predicted model, not a curated record
AUGAGGAUUGUUCGAUCCACACUUGUGGUUAUUCUGGUCAUUCUCACGGUGGGCUUCUGUGUCGAAGCUAAAACUACACCAAAGCCUAAAUACCAGUACACCAAAAAGCCAGCUCCACAGGUGACCAUGCCCAGUCCUGUCACUACCAGCAAGCCCAAGACCCUGAAAAUAGUAGUGACUCCCAGCCCUCCACCAGCCCACCCACCACCUAUCAUGGAGGGGACGGCCUAUCCCGGCCAUGCUUAUCCUCCGGACUAUAACAGUCACACUGAGAUCCCCGGGGCGGCCCCAGACAACUACACGAUGGACUAUAAUGAAUGCUACUUUAACUUCUGUGAGUGUUGUCCCCCUGAACCUGGUCCUAGAGGGCCAAAGGGAGAACAAGGCUUGACAGGUGCACAAGGGGAGCGGGGACUUGGAGGGUCACCUGGUUUACCAGGACCACCUGGAAUAAGCGGUCCCAUCGGCCUUAAGGGAGACAAAGGGGAUAAAGGUGACAGAGGGAACAGUGGUCCAGCAGGGUCACCUGGGAGUCUAGGGAAACCAGGACAAAAAGGUGAGGUUGGCUCGAAAGGUGAAAAGGGUAACGUUGGACUACAGGGGGUCAAAGGUGAAGUUGGUGCAAAAGGUGAGCCAGGUAUAAAUGGGACAGCGGGAGAAAAAGGCGAGCCAGGCAAAGAGGGUCCUCCGGCACCUGUUGGCCCUGGGCUUAAAGGAGAGAAAGGAGACAAAGGUGAAUGUGGCACAUUUGGAGAAAGAGGUCCUAAAGGUGAAAAGGGUGACGCAGGACCUGCUGGGGUUCACGGUCCCAUGGGCAUCCCGGGAACCAAUGGUAAGCAUGGUAUCCCUGGUCCUGUCGGAGUCAGAGGGGAUCCAGGAAUUCCUGGACCCAAGGGUGAACCAGGGUUAAGAGGUCCCCAGGGUCCCCCGGGGAUGAGGUUUCCUGGACCCAAGGGUGACAGGGGUUAUCCUGGCAUGAGAGGGGAGCGAGGCAUGAGAGGUUUUAAAGGAGCAAAAGGCACUAGUAUUGUCCUGAGACGGUCAGCCUUCAGUGUGGGCAUCUCUCCUAGAAAGUCCUUCCCUCCCUCUGGAUUCCCUAUUCGCUUUGACAAAGUCUUUUACAAUGAGGACAACCAUUUCAACAUCACCACUAACAGCUUCACAUGUGUCUACGCUGGGGUGUAUGUGUUCUCUUUCCACAUCACUGUCCGUAAUCAGCCUUUGAGGGCCACACUGGUGGUGAAUGGCUCUCGGAGAGUACGGAUCCGGGACUCCCUGUAUGGGCAGGACAUUGACCAGGCCUCGACUCUGGUGGUUCUGCAACUAAAUGAGGGGGACCAGGUGUGGGUGGAGACGCUUAGAGACUGGAAUGGGGUCUAUGCUAGCACUGAGGAUGACAGCAUCUUCUCUGGAUUCCUGCUUUACCCUAACAGUGUCUGA